GGAGGAGGAGCUGCAGAAGAGGUGAGCCAUCUUCCCCCGGCAGAUUGAUUCACUUCGCGAGAGCCUGGUCAAGAAGAGAAGGGGAUUAAUCUGAAGAGUCGGGUGUCAUUUGGAGGCAGCGACGAGUGGAAGAAGACAGGUGAAAGUCUGAAAGGAAUAUGUCCUAAGGACUCAUCAGAAUGUUUCCACCAGAGCUGACGAAGGAAUAUAGCAGCUUUUAACGUCAGACACAGACUCCCGUACAAAGAACGGAAAACAUUGAGCUGGGAGCGGGGAUUAAUAUCGUAAUCUGACCCGAAUAUAGCCUAAAAAUAAAUUCCAGAUAGUAGGUUAUAUAGAUAAGCACGGAGUCCCUGCAGCAGGAGAGUUGUUGAGCACCAUCAGUAAAUGUAAACAAACAGCUAUACAAGCUAGCUGAAGUUAGCCGAUUGAGGGGUUAGCGUUCUACUGCUAGUGUAUAUAGCUAGCGUAAGGUUGUAGGACAAAGUCAAUUUAAGACAGUCCGAACCGAAUCAUCCUGGUUUAGGGUGUAAACCCAUAUUAAGUCUCAAUGGAAUGUUUUUAGAGAAUGACAGCAUUUUCUUUAAUCUCAGUAUGUUGUUAUUAGCACAGUUAGCAUGUAGCCUAACGUCGGCUAAAUGGUAUUUGCGCUAGCAGUGCAGCAUAAUAUCAUUAUAAAUAGCACAGCAAAAGGAAAAAAAAAGAAGACAUUUGACAUUUUCGGCGCUACGUGGGCUUUUCACCUCGUAAAUUACAUUUAAUUGUGGCAGAGAUAAAACACUUGUAGAACUGGUGUAAUGCUAAAAUCUGUAGCCCCAGCGUCGUCCAGCUGAUUGGCUGAAAACAGGAGGACGUCGGGAUGAAAGCAAACAACUAUUGACUUCUUAAAGAUCUAAUAUUCUGAAAGCUCUGUGCUGUAUUCGUGUUAGUAGCUUAACUUUGAGAGGAACAUUUCAUUUUUAUAUGGCCUUCUUCGCUCCUCUGUCCUCUCAGCAUUUGCAGUCAAAUUGAGAGGAGGGUCUGCAAACAGAGUACCAACUCAGACCGGCAGCAUGGAGGAGGUCGUUAAAUCGAUCUAUUAGUUUGAUUUGAAUAUAAAACGACAUCUAAAACUUGAAAAAAGUGGCGUAUGAACAGUCUGUAAUUACAGCUUAGGUGUUCGCCUCUUCUUCCUGACUAGUUAAAGAAGUCCAGCGCCUUGUCAGAGUUUGGAUCAUAUAGCCUGUGGGCCCAGAGGGAAGCCUCCUCUCAGCUGUGUCUUGGUAGCCUCUGUCCUCCCCUCCCCCAGUCUUGAGACUCUGGAUUCUCUCCGACUGUUGGAGGGUUUACGCUUGAGUUUUAGACGGAAGUAAAGCAGUGGUCUCAAGUCGCAGUCCUCUGGACGCAGGGGCAGUUAAACAUUGGAUGUAAUGGAACUGAUGUUCGCCGAGUGGGAGGACGGGGAGAGGUUCUCCUUCGAAGACUCGGACCGGUUCGAAGAAGACUCUCUGUGCUCCUUCAUCUCAGAGGCCGAGAGCCUGUGUCAGAACUGGAGAGGAUGGAGGAAGCAGUCUGCUGGACCCAACUCCCCUACUGUCAAAAUUAAAGAUGGUCAGGUGAUUCCUCUGGUAGAGCUGUCAGCAAAGCAGGUAGCAUUCCACAUCCCGUUUGAGGUGGUGGAGAAGGUCUACCCCCCUGUCCCAGAACAGCUCCAGCUUCGCAUUGCCUACUGGAGCUUCCCUGAAAAUGAAGAAGACAUCAGGUUAUAUUCCUGUCUGGCUAAUGGGAGUCCAGAUGAAUUCCAACGUGGAGAGCAACUCUACAGGAUCCGAGCAGUCAAAGACCCACUACAGAUCGGCUUCCAUCUCAGUGCUACAGUAGUGUCCAGUCAGGCUGGUCAGUCUAAGGGAGCAUACAAUGUGGCGGUCAUGUUUGAUCGCUGCCGCAUCACUUCCUGUAGCUGCACCUGCGGCGCGGGGGCCAAAUGGUGUGCCCAUGUGGUGGCACUGUGCCUGUUCAGGAUCCAUAAUGCAUCAGCAGUUUGUCUGAGGGCUCCGGUCUCUGAGUCUCUGUCCAGGCUGCAGAGGGACCAGCUGCAAAAGUUUGCCCAGUACCUCAUCAGUGAGCUGCCUCAGCAGAUCCUGCCCACAGCCCAACGGCUACUUGAUGAGUUGCUCUCUUCUCAGUCUACUGCCAUCAACACAGUGUGUGGAGCUCCAGACCCGACAGCAGGACCCUCAGCAUCUGAUCAGAGCACAUGGUGUUUGGAUGAGUCUACUCUCAGUGACAACAUAAAAAAGACUCUGCACAAGUUCUGCGGGCCUUCACCUGUUGUAUUCAGUGAUGUAAACUCCAUGUACUUGUCAUCCACGGAGCCGCCAGCUGCUGCUGAGUGGGCAUGUCUGCUGCGACCUCUGAGAGGCAGAGAGCCAGAAGGCAUUUGGAACCUUUUGUCCAUUGUCAGGGAGAUGUUCAAGAGACGAGACAGCAAUGCAGCUCCACUGCUCGAGAUCCUCACUGAGCAGUGCCUCACCUACGAACAGAUCAUUAGCUGGUGGUACAGUGUUCGAACAUCAGCGUCCCACAGCAGUGCCAGUGGUCACACUGGGCGCAGCAAUGGCCAGUCAGAGGUGGCUGCUCACGCCUGUGCCAGCAUGUGCGAUGAGAUGGUGGUGCUCUGGAGACUUGCUGUGCUUGACCCGACGAUGAGCCCUUGCAGGCGUCUUGAACUUGCAGUCCAGCUGAAGCAGUGGCAUCUAAAGGUAAUUGAAAUAGUGAAGCGGGGGCAACAUCGCAAGUCCCUGGAUAAACUAUUCCAGGGCUUCAAACCCGCUGUAGAGUCCUGCUACUUUAACUGGGAAGUGGCCUACCCACUCGAUGGAAUAACCUACUGCAGUGCAGAUAAGAAGAGUGCCACAUUUUGCUGGUCUAGGGCAGUUCAACACCAGAGAGGAGUCAAAGCUGCUGCAGGAGGAGUUGGAGAACCUCCUGAACCAGGGGGAGGGGGCAGAGCUGAAGGUGGAGCUGUAGGAGAUUAUAAAGGAAGAGGGAGUGGUCACUUGUCUCAACAAGAAUUGGCAGUCCGACCCAAGGAGACCAUUCUAACCAAGAGGAAGGGUCUGACAGUGAGUGGAGGGGGAGGGAUGCUGGUCCGUUUGGGAGGGAGUGUCUCUCUUGCCCUGGAAGAAGGAGGUGGGAAGUGCAUGUACAAAGGUCCAGGCUCCUCCUCUGGAGGGAAGCUGAAACUGACACAGGCAGGUGGAAAGGGGGCAUCGGUAGGAGGACCUGGAGGGAGUGGAGCGUUAGGAGGGGGAAAGCAUGCCAGUGCUAAGCGGAGAACCAGCAGCGAGGACAGCUCCCUGGAGCCAGACUUGGCUGAGCUCAGUCUGGAUGAUGGCUGUAGUCUGGCUUUGGGGGCUGAGGCAAGCAACACUUUUGAGUUUCUACCCCCACCCCCAGAAAUGCUGCCAUCUCCAAGCCCACUGCUCAGAGACUCACGCAAGUACAAUAGCACCAACGGAGGGAACAAGAUGUUUGAAACAAAGCGUGUCAGCCUUAGCUCUGCUGCACUUCCUAUUGCAGAGACUGCUCCAUCCUGCUUCCCUUCCAAAGAGACAGUGGUGGUUGUUAUGGACAAGCCCAAUGCUGCAGAAAAGGAAGCAGAGCUGGAAAUUGAGUCUGUCCAGAACAGAGAUGAAGAUGUAGACUCAGCUGGCAGUAAUCAACCCUCUACCUCCACCACUACAACAAGAUCAGGCCCCACUCAAACAUCAGCCAAGGACCAGCAGGGCCACGAAGAAGCAGCGUCUGCUCGAGCAGCGGAAGCAGGGAGUGGUACAGCAGCUGCAGCUGGGCCAGCUAACCAAGGAGCAGAGGCACCAGGGGCAGCUGCUGGAGGAGAAGCUGUGGGUGAGGAUGACUAUCAGGCAUACUACCUGAGUGCUGCCUCAGAGGAGGGAGCAGACAGACAGUUGACUGACAACCAUCAGGAGGAGGAGCCGGACAUCUUUGCAGGAAUCAAACCGCUGGAUCAGGAGGGACGCAUGGAGGUGCUGUUUGCAUGUGCAGAGGCCCUUUAUGCUCAUGGUUACAGUAAUGAGGCGUGCCGGCUGGCAGUGGAGCUGGCCAGAGACCUGCUAGCCAACCCUCCUGACCUGAAAGUGGAGCAGCCACAGACUAAGGGUAAGAAGAGCAAAGUGUCGACCAGCCGUCAGACGCAGAUAGCCACCAACACACUGUCGAAAACUUCCUUUCUCCUCACUGUUCUCAGUGAACGUCUGGAGCUCCACAACCUGGCCUUCAGCACCGGCAUGUUCUCCCUGGAGCUCCAGAGACCACCGGCGUCUACCAAAGCUCUGGAGGUGAAGCUGGCCUACCAGGAGUCCGAGGUGGUGGCUCUAUUGAAGAAGAUUCCUCUGGGCCUGGUGGAGAUGUCGGUGAUCAGAGAGAGAGGAGAGCAGCUCAGAGACGGAAACUUCUGUGAUUACAGACCUGUUCUGCCUCUCAUGUUGGCCAGCUUCAUCUUUGAUGUACUUUGUACCCCAGUCGUGUCCCCAACAGGUUCCCGUCCACCUAGUCGCAACCGUAACAAUGAGAUGCCAGGUGAUGAGGAGCUGGGCUUUGAGGCUGCUGUUGCUGCACUUGGUAUGAAGACCACAGUCAGUGAAGCAGAGCAUCCUCUACUGUGUGAAGGAACUAGACGGGUGAAAGGUGACCUGGCUCUGGCUCUCAUGAUCACUUACAAGGAUGACCAGAGCAAGCUUAAGAAGAUACUGGAUAAGUUGUUGGACAGGGAGAGUCAGACCCACAAGCCUCAGACUUUAAGCUCAUUUUAUUCCAGCAAGCCAACAGCUGGCAGCCAGCGCAGCCCAUCCAAACACACUGCUUCUGGCCACAGUGGAGGGGGCGGAGCCACAGGGGGUGUAUCUAAACACGCUCCUUCAUCUUCCUCUGCGACCACUGUGGCAGCCUCUUCCUCCAGCUCUACGUCUGCUGUGACAAUGGCUGGUGAAGAGGUGCCUCAUCAGGCGGAACCCAACCCAGUUUCGAACAGUGCCGCAGGGGAGAGUACUGCUGAGACCAGGGGGCAUGUAUCAGAUGGGCCUCCUCCACCGAGUGACCAGCAUAGUGAAACAGCUCCGUUUAAGCUGGAGGCCACCGUACCUAGUCGGCUAGCGCUGGGGGCGCGCUGUGGUUACAGCCAACGCUGCUGGGGCUCACCAGUCCGUCAGAAGAAGAAACACACUGGCAUGGCGAGUAUUGAUAGCAGUGCUCCAGAGACAACCUCCGACAGUUCCCCCACCCUUAGCCGCAGACCGCUCCGGGGUGGCUGGGCAGCAACAUCUUGGGGGCGUGGCCAGGACAGUGAUAGCAUCAGCAGUUCAUCCUCUGAUUCGUUGGGCUCUUCCUCCUCCAGUGGCUCUCGUAGGGCUGGUGGUGGGGCCAGAGCCAAGAGCAAUGACACCAGCAGGUACAAAGGACGACGUCCAGAGUGCCAUGCCCCCCAUGUCCCCAACCAGCCGUCAGAGGCAGCAGCCCAUUUUUACUUUGAACUCGCCAAGACGGUUCUGAUCAAAGCUGGAGGAAACUCCUCAACUUCCAUUUUCACCCAGCCCUCUGCCAGUGGGGGCCACCAGGGGCCCCACAGAAACCUGCACCUGUGUGCCUUUGAGAUUGGCCUGUAUGCGCUUGGCCUCCACAACUUUGUCUCACCCAACUGGCUGUCCAGGACCUACUCCUCACAUGUGUCCUGGAUAACUGGCCAGGCCAUGGAGAUCGGCAGUGCUGCUCUCAAUAUUUUGGUGGAGUGCUGGGAUGGUCACCUUACCCCUCCAGAGGUGGCAUCCCUAGCAGACCGAGCCUCGCGGGCCAGGGACCUCAACAUGGUUCGUGCAGCAGCGGAGCUGGCCCUAAGCUGCUUGCCACAUGCUCAUGCCCUAAAUCCUAAUGAAAUACAGAGAGCCCUGGUGCAAUGCAAAGAGCAGGACAAUGUGAUGCUGGAGAAGGCCUGCAUGGCAGUAGAGGAAGCAGCCAAGGGGGGAGGUGUGUAUCCUGAGGUUUUGUUUGAGGUCGCUCACCAGUGGUACUGGCUGUAUGAGCAGUCAGUGGGCGGGGGCUCAGGUCAGCAGAGGGAGACCUCUGGGCGCUGUGGGGCAAAUGGGGGGUCGGGCAGAAGGCUCAUGGAAUCCAGCUGUGGUGUUCAUGACAGUGGGGUAAACAUGGAGUCUUCGGGGGUUGCAACUGUCACAGCCUCAGUCACUACAGCAACCGUUGUACCCGUCAUCUCCGUGGGCUCCACCAUCUACCAGUCCCAUGCCAUGCCUGGGCAGGCCAUCGUUCACCCACACAGCCAAGGCCUCCACCCCUACGCCACCAUCCAGGCUCAUCUCCCCACCGUCUGUACUCCCCAGUACCUGGGACAUCCUCUGCAGCAUGUCCCCCGACCCACGGUCUUCCCUGUGUCUGGGGCUGCGUAUCCACAGGGAAUGCACCCAGCCUUCAUCGGGGCCCAGUUCCCUUUCACAGUGGCCACUGGCCCCCAGCCACCUAUGGCAGCCACAGCUGUGACUUUCCCUGGUGUCCCCGUACCGUCCAUGACUCAGAUCGCCGUCCACCCUUACCACACUGAGACCGGCCAGCCCCUUAGCACCACUGUAGCAGUAGGCAGCGUCCACACCGGCCCCACCAUCCAGACCAUCCAGGGAGCAUCUUUACCCUCUCUCUGCUCUCAGCCAGGCUCAUUGGUCAACAAUCCUUUCCCAGCAGAGGAUGAGCAGCACAGCCAGCCAAUCAGCCAGCAGGGUCUGCACUACCUUCACUCUGCCUACAGAGUUGGUAUGCUAGCAUUGGAAAUGCUGGGCAGGAGGGCUCACAAUGAUCACCCCAACAACUUCUCCAGGAGUCCACCUUAUACUGAGGAUGUCAAAUGGCUGCUAGGACUAGCUGCAAGGCUAGGAGUCAACUACGUGUACCAGUUCUGUGUCGGAGCAGCAAAAGGUGUCCUUAGUCCAUUUGUCCUGCAGGAGAUCAUCAUGGAGGCCCUGCAGAGACUGAACCCAGCCCAUAUCCACGCUCAUCUCCGAACACCUGCUUUCCAUCAGCUCGUCCAGCGCUGCCAACAGGCCUACCUGCAGUACAUCCACCACCGGCUCAUCCACCUGACACCUGCUGACUAUGAUGACUUUGUCAACAUCAUCCGCAGCGCUCGCGGUGCUUUCUGCCUGACGCCUGUGGGUAUGAUGCAGUUUAACGAUGUGCUGCAGAACCUGAAGAGAGGCAAGCAGACGAAGGAGCUGUGGCAGCGUAUCUCCCUGGAGAUGGCAACCUUCUCCCCUUAAGCAGCUCCCUAGGCAAGGGUGUGCUGGGCCUGGGCCUGAAUCAAGCUUGACAAGUCCGACCUAGCGCCCCCUCAGCCUCUAACACUGCUACUGCCGCUGCACUGAGCUGGCCACAUUCUGUCUGGUUCUGUCAGGGAUCCUGUUCCCUGCGAUGUGGACUAGCAAACGCAGCACACAGGCAGGACAAUCAGCUCCUGUAACCCUGACAAACAGGGACUUCCUUUUUUAUCGGUGUGUCCCCCGACCUUGCCCUCCACUGGUCUUGACUGACUCUUCACUCUUGUUUUAUCAUAGUUUAUGUUUGUUUAACCGUGGAAUUUAAGUGUACUCCUACCUUUCUGCAGCUCAAUUAAUCUUUUCCAUUUCCCCUACACUGAAUACAUUUGAACGGGAUCUGUCACCCUACAUCCUCACUUAAUUUCCCAUGUUUAGUAGUUGAGUUUAGUUUUGUUUUGAAUUAAACCACUGAGCGUGAGUCAAUUUCAUGCUUCAACAUUCCUGUCCAGAGUGGUAGAUGCUGUGAGGCCCCAUUCAAGAAAUGUUUGUCACUAUGGAUCUGAAUCUUUGCAGUUUGGGAGAAAAGGAAGAUUAACAGGGAAAAAAGAUUUAAUAUUAGAAAAUAUAUUGUCAGUACAGGUGAGGAUUUUCUGUAUUUGUUUAAUCUUUUUUGAUAUUUUGUAUAGAAUCUGACGUUAUGGAGAGAGGAAUUGGAAGAGACCGAAUAUUAAAGGUUGGUUUGUUGUGUUGGAUCCACAUUUACAUUUCAGUGCGCCUGAGGAGCAAUGUGAACUCAGCUCCAGACCAAAACCUGAGGCCAGUAAAUGCUGAUGGGCCACGCAGAGCCACUGAGGGUCUUCUCCAUGGUCACUCUUACUCUGUGUUAGAACAUCAUCAGUUGGGCUGAGUAUCGUUUGACUUUUUUUUUUUUUAGAUCAAAUUUUUGGGAUCUCCUAAAGGUAACACAUCUAGGAAUAUAUAAUGUUCUUUUAUCCUGUCCUGUUAAGGGCUCAACAUAUUUUCAGUAUCAAUCUUAACAGAUUUUUUUAGAAAAAAUAACAAAAUUGGGAUUCACAUGAAGCGAAAGGAAGAGUUUACAUGAAAUGGAUAAGAAGCAUUCAAUGCCACCAUUUUUUGAUCAUCAUCUUUUCAGCAUUCAAGUGAUUGACAAGUUCAAACAAAGACAGGAGUAGCUGGUGAAGAUGACAGUCCCACAUACUUCCCCAUCAAAAUGUGGGGUAGAAGCAGUGCACUGAUUCUGGAUUUUGUGAAGUUAAACAGACUUUGAUUUGUAAAACUAAGUUUUCCUAAGGUUUUACAAGGGAUAGCAUUUGGUUUGGCAUCUCGCGGGGAAGCAUGUGGGGUUGUCCCACAGUGGACAGAAAGGGACAUUGUCUCAUUUUCAGCCAUCUCCUUCAAAGUUCACACUUCAACAAUGUGUUCAUGUAUUAAAAGGAGACUCAGUGGCCUGGCUAUGGAAAGUCCUGCUUCACACAAUUCCACUCACCUGGAUCUGUGUGCUUAGCUUGUAGACCAUGGUGCUGUUACUUUCCAUCUUUGUCCAGGCACCUGCUGUGGUUCUGAACGUGCCUCUUUGAUCAGCUUUGGGCCUCACAGGCGAAGGUGACUAAGUAGAAAAUGUACUGUGAUAUUUUUGUAUUCCUCAAAAAGUGUAGCUUGAUUGAAAUGUUCUAUAUGUACUGAUUGCAAAAGGUUCUAAAUUAGUGUGAAAAGAAUAAAUACAAAUAUUAAAGCAAUACUGAAUGUGUAGAGUUUACUUAAUAAAGACAAUUAAAAUGA
Molecule: messenger RNA, 9113 nt
Organism: Pleuronectes platessa (European plaice)
Lineage: Eukaryota; Metazoa; Chordata; Actinopteri; Pleuronectiformes; Pleuronectidae
Gene: zswim8
Product: zinc finger, SWIM-type containing 8
Exons: 26
Coding region: 1410-7316 (1968 amino acids)
Cellular component (GO): Cul2-RING ubiquitin ligase complex
Molecular function (GO): zinc ion binding
Source: RefSeq, a predicted model, not a curated record